AUGAUUUGGGGCGCGAUCUGGGGUGGUGGUUCCUCGAAGAUAUACGAAAUGGUUCGAGAUAAGGCAUCCGCCCGAAACGGCUACUCUGCACGCUCGUAUCUCGAUGUUUUAGAGGGAAAUCUACCUCAAAUUCUCGAUGAUACCAACCGCAUCUUCAUGCAGGAUAACGCCCCGAUUCAUACGGCUCGUUUAAUCAAGUCGUGGUUGGAUGAGCACGAAUAUGAUGUGAUGAAGUGGCCUCCGUAUUCGCCGGAUCUGAACCCUAUCGAACAUGCCUGGGCUAAGCUCAAAGAAAUGAUCGAUAGGCUGGAUCCGCACCUGGAAUCAUUUGCUGGAACCCCUUCUGAAUUAAAGGAGCAUCUUUCCAAUUUAAUCGACCUGGCUUGGUGA
Molecule: messenger RNA, 390 nt
Organism: Penicillium bovifimosum
Lineage: Eukaryota; Fungi; Ascomycota; Eurotiomycetes; Eurotiales; Aspergillaceae
Exons: 2
Coding region: 1-390 (129 amino acids)
Molecular function (GO): nucleic acid binding
Source: RefSeq, a predicted model, not a curated record